Molecule: messenger RNA, 1039 nt
Organism: Sceloporus undulatus (fence lizard)
Lineage: Eukaryota; Metazoa; Chordata; Lepidosauria; Squamata; Phrynosomatidae
Gene: JCHAIN
Product: joining chain of multimeric IgA and IgM
Exons: 4
Coding region: 100-579 (159 amino acids)
Biological process (GO): humoral immune response
Cellular component (GO): pentameric IgM immunoglobulin complex
Molecular function (GO): immunoglobulin receptor binding
Source: RefSeq, a predicted model, not a curated record
CUUAGCAGCCUGAGUUGCUUGUCAUCUAUAGCGGUAUUUUAGGAAAAUCAGUGGACUGUGGCUCCAGGCAUCACUUUGGUAGAGGGACACACUUUAAGGAUGAAGUGCUAUUGGAUGUUGUGUGGUGCUCUGGCACUCUUUUGGGGAGCGGUUCUUGGAGCAGCUUUUUAUGGGCUGGAACAAGAUGAAGAGAAAGUCCUGGUUGAUAACAAGUGUCAGUGUGUAAAGGUGACAUCGAAAUUUGUCCCUUCUAAAGACAAUCCUCAAGAUGAUGUCUUGGAGAGAAACAUCCGUAUCAUAGUGCCUCUCACAGCCAGGGAGAACAUCUCUGACCCCACCUCUCCAGUGAGAACCAAAUUCAUCUACAAGCUCUCCAAACUCUGUGACAAAUGCGAUUCAGAUACCAAUCCAAAGACUCAGCAGAACAUUGGGCAGAGCAGUCUGUGCAGUGACCCAGAGGAACCCUGUUACACCUAUGACAGGAAUAAGUGCUACACAGCACCAUGUCUCUUCAACAAUGGUGGGGAGACCAAGACCAUUGAGUCAGCCUUGACUCCUGACUCCUGCUAUGCGGAUUAGAGCUCAGCCGUAAUGGAGGGCCAUAUGGGGCAGUGUUAUUUCAGACAAACUUGGGUUGCUGUUACACCACUUCUGGGUAAAUAUCCUGGGAAUUAUAGUUUGGUGAUGGGUACUGAAAAAUCAGUGUUAUAAACCUUGAAUACUCCUCAUAGGACUAUAAAUCUCUUGGGUAAGAGAAUUAACCAUCUGAGACUUCUUCAUGCUAACCUCUGUGCUUAAAACAAACAAAUAAAACUCUUUCGAUGCAUCUGCAGAAUGCUUUCCUUUUAUUCAUUCCUCUCCUCAACUGCUGUAGUUUCUUCCUCUUUAUAAAACUUAUUUUCUCCUUCUCAUCUGUAUUAUUUACAGUACCUGCUGAGUAUAUGUACUCAAUAAAUAUGUAUCUUUCAUUAUCCCCUCAGUCACUUCAUUGGGACUGAACAUUACAAAUCAGAGAGUCAGUGUUGGUUCUCCAACUGGU